Molecule: messenger RNA, 1272 nt
Organism: Ictidomys tridecemlineatus (thirteen-lined ground squirrel)
Lineage: Eukaryota; Metazoa; Chordata; Mammalia; Rodentia; Sciuridae
Source: RefSeq, a predicted model, not a curated record
GUCGGCCGGUCGCCGUGGGAGACGCGUGGCCCCCGCCCGGCAGUCGGCGCCCGAUUCGUCCCGCCCGGCAGCCCAGCCGCGGGGCCCAGUGGUGAACCCGCGGGCUAAUGAGCCGCCGCGGUGGGGUCGGGGCGGCGGCGGGGUUCAGCGAGGAGUGCGAGGAGGACGAUGAGGAAGAGGAGGCGCCGGAGGUCGGCGCGGUGGGCUCUCCGGGGUCCAAGCUACCUCCCAUCGCGGGCAGCACCUCAGAACCGGUCAAACGGAAGGUGAAGAAGAAAAAGAAGAAGAAGAAGAAGAAGACCAAGGGGUCGGGCAAGGGGGACGCAGAUAAACAUCAGAGUCGAGGCCUGAAGAGUCAGCCACUUUCUUCAUCCUUCCAUGACAUCUUAAAUCCCAGCAAAGACCAUGGCGCCAAGUCAGAGCCCAAACCGGACAAAGAGGUAAACAAGCACAGCCCUUCCUACUCCUGCACUGUGGUGAGCCUGCCCCCCUUUGCCGAAGUGGAAGAGAACCUUUCCAACCAAAUCAACGAGAGCCUGCGUUGGGAUGGAAUUCUCGCUGAUCCAGAGGCAGAAAAAGAAAGGAUUCGCGUAUAUAAAGUGAACCGGAGGAAGCGGUACCGGAUUUUGGCUCUCAAGAGCUUCCACGAGGAUCCCUCUGCUGAGGACAGCCCUGAGAACUUACCCUACCUCUCAGACAAGGACUGCAGGGCCAGCAGCAGGCCACCAGCGGCGAAAACCGACUGCUCUCAUCACUUCUUAGAAGGAAAUCUCUCUGCGAAGCUCCUACCCUCUGAUAUAGGCACUACUGUGCCAGAGUGAAGUCUACCCUCAACAAUGAGGAGUGUCUCCUUACCACAAAUUUAUGUUUUUAAAAAGAACCAUAAUAAAAGAAAAUCAGACUGGUAUGGGAAUGCAGUAAAAGUAGGGAGUACGGAGAAGACCAGCCUCUCCUUCACCCCGAGGCUCCGAAGUGCCUGGGAAAGUCACAUUCCUGAAGAACCCAGGCAACUCAGCAGACUCGGUGCUCUCCAGAAUUGCCUUUUUCUUAAACUGGCAUCUCUCUUUGUUGUGUAAUUUCUCAUCACAGUUAGCUGUCUAUAAUCUGCCCCCAAAAGGAAAAGAAACUGUGGAUUAUGUAAAUUCUCAGUCUCAAACUAAGUUCAUGGAUAAAACUCAUAUAGUGCAUGCAUCUGUCGACCCAAGAAAAUGCCCUGAAUAUCCUGGAGACUUUGAAUUAAACACACUACUUAAACUUACAUGACCUUCAGAA